CUGGGACAGUAUCAAGAUGAUGGAAAGUGUUUCCCGCUCAAAACUUCUUGGCACAUGAUGUACCGAUCGUUCGAGACGGAUCCUUUCUUCGGAAACACGGCCAAGUGUGCCAGGAUCACCGGCAAGUCACCCGUCGUGAAUGGCUCGACGGAGGUCAACAUAGAGUUCAGUCCAAAUGGAAAAAGAGUCAUCAACAUCAAACUGGUUUCUUCUGAGGGAUACACCCACAAAAACGCGCUCCAUGUCUCUCUUAAGGACCUUGAAGAAGUUUCUGUCGACGUUUUCGCCGCCUACGUAGACUGCAACGUCUGCAAGGUUCUCCGGCACACUUACAUCAGCAAAACCGCCUGCAGCGUCCUGCUACCAGCGACUCAGUUGCACCAGCCAAACACCGUUUGUGACUUCGUCUACGACCUGCUCUGUGGAACCAAGAAGUACCAGAUCUACGACGACAGCUGCAAAACCCAAAACUAA
Ixodes scapularis (black-legged tick) is the source of this 474-nucleotide messenger RNA. RefSeq lists its product as uncharacterized. The transcript is spliced from 5 exons. Lineage: Eukaryota; Metazoa; Arthropoda; Arachnida; Ixodida; Ixodidae. Gene Ontology annotation, biological process: symbiont-mediated perturbation of host defenses. The coding region runs from base 55 to 474 and encodes 139 amino acids. Gene Ontology annotation, molecular function: amine binding. The record is from RefSeq and is a predicted model, not a curated record.